AUCACUAAUCAAACAGGUUGUAAACAAAUCUCUGAAAAAUAGCAACAGUUUAGAAAAAAAAAGUACUAUUCCUGCAUGCCCGUGUUAAAAUGCGUUUCCACAUGAAGAGCGGCAGCGAGGACAACGACAUUGUGGCAGCCACAGCCACCGCCGAGCACAUCCGUAAGUUCGUUUUCAGCGGAUCCCCCGCCGAGCGCCUGGAGAUCAAAAUACCCGAGCUGCUCCAGGGAGCGUACUCCUUCUACACGUGGCCUUGUGCCCCAGUACUAGCCCACUUUCUUUGGGAGCGACGACAGACGCUGGCCGGAAAGCGCAUUCUGGAGCUGGGGAGCGGCACCGCCUUGCCCGGCAUUCUGGCCGCCAAGUGCCGCGCCCAGGUGGUGCUCACCGACAACUGCAUCCUGCCCAAGUCGCUGGCCCACAUCCGCAAGUCCUGCCUGGCCAACCAGCUGCAGCCGGGCGUCGACAUCGAUGUGGUGGGCCUGAGUUGGGGCCUACUGCUGAACAGCGUGUUCCGACUCCCACCUCUGGACCUCAUCAUUGCCGCCGACUGCUUCUACGAUCCUAGUGUUUUCGAGGACAUUGUGGUAACGGUGGCCUUUCUGCUGGAACGGAAUGCCGAGGCCAAGUUCAUAUUCACAUACCAGGAGCGGAGCGCCGACUGGUCCAUCGAGGCGCUGCUCAAGAAGUGGAAACUGCAGGCAUUGCCCAUCAGCAUGGACGACAUUGGCAAAGAGUCGGGCGUGGAUCUGCUUGAGUUUAUGGGCGGACAUACUAUACACCUGCUUGAAAUCACGCGCGUCGAAAGCGGUGGCACAAUAAAUUCUAUAUAACAGUUUUA
Molecule: messenger RNA, 841 nt
Organism: Drosophila elegans
Lineage: Eukaryota; Metazoa; Arthropoda; Insecta; Diptera; Drosophilidae
Product: methyltransferase-like protein 23
Exons: 2
Coding region: 90-833 (247 amino acids)
Cellular component (GO): cytoplasm; nucleus
Source: RefSeq, a predicted model, not a curated record